GGGAGGAAACGGAGCUGCAAAGUCAGUGCUGCUCUGCUGUACAGGGGUGCAGGGCAGACGCAGAGCCAAUCACCGGAACGCACUGCAUGGGCUGCCUUUAAGCCUGACAUAUCUCCUCGAGGAACAAAUUGUCCCGACAAUCAACAUCCUUAAUCGCGGAGAGCGACACCGAGGAGAGCCGAUCGAGUGGGCAGGCCCAACGCGGAAGAGGAUUGGAACAUUUUUCCAAAGAACAAGACAUAAAGGCCAACUUUCGGGGGCCGCGGACGUCAUGUCGAUUUUACCCUCUUUCGGCUUCACCCAGGAGCAAGUGGCGUGCGUGUGCGAGGUACUGCAGCAGGGAGGCAACCUGGAGAGGCUCGGCCGCUUCUUGUGGUCGCUCCCCGCUUGCGACCACCUCCAUAAGAACGAGAGCGUCCUGAAGGCGAAAGCGGUGGUGGCCUUCCACCGAGGCAACUUCCGGGAGUUGUACAAGAUCCUGGAGAGCCAUCAGUUUUCAGCGCACAACCACCCUAAACUGCAACAGCUGUGGCUCAAGGCGCACUACGUGGAGGCGGAGAAGCUGCGCGGUCGGCCGCUCGGCGCCGUGGGGAAGUACCGGGUGAGGAGGAAAUUCCCGCUGCCGCGCACGAUAUGGGACGGCGAGGAGACCAGCUACUGCUUUAAAGAAAAGUCCAGGGGGGUCCUGCGGGAGUGGUACACGCACAACCCUUACCCGUCCCCGCGGGAGAAGAGGGAGCUGGCCGAGGCCACCGGACUGACCACCACGCAGGUCAGCAACUGGUUCAAAAACAGACGGCAGCGGGACAGAGCCGCGGAGGCCAAAGAAAGGGAGAACAGUGAAAACAACAACGCAGGCGGUAACAAACAGAACCAGCUGUCCCCGUUGGACGGAGGAAAGUCUCUCAUGUCCAGCUCGGAGGACGAAUUUUCUCCCCCACAGAGCCCCGACCAGAACUCUGCGCUUUUGCUCCAGGGCAACAUGGUCCACCCCGGGGCCUCCGCGUACUCCAUGCCCGGCCUGGGGGCCCCACAGCCGGUGCACGGCAUGCACGGACACCCGCACCAGCUGCAGGACUCCUUGUUGGGACCGCUAACUUCCAGCCUUGUGGAUUUGGGCUCUUAAAGACGCUAUUUUAUUCGACGACGAAAAAAAAAAAAGAACGUACAGAGGAGGACUGAUGAGUGUAUCAGAUUAUGUAUGAAAUAACACUAUAGCCUAAACCUUAUUAUAUAGACUGACUUGUCUGUCGUUGAAUUUGAUUCGAACUUCAAAUUCCUUAUGCUCUUAAUCUGUAUAUCACCCCGACGGGAUUUUUUUUUGGGAAAAAAAAAAAUCUCUAGCACAUGAAAAACAAACAAGAUCUAAAACCCUGAACGAAACACUUAUGUGGACUACAUUUUCUUAAUUUAUAUUUUGUUAAAGAUAAUUUUAGUCGGAUCCUGCCAUUAGUUUCAAAUAAAACUAAAAGUAAUGCAUUUGUCUUGCUUUAUUCGCCUGUCGUUUAUUUGUAUGGAUUUGAGCAAAAACACGUUUACCCUAAUAUGUUAAUUUUGCCUGCACAUUUCUAAAAUUAUUAUUUUAGACCAUAGUGUGUGUCCGUGCCUGUACAAAACAAAAAGACCCAAAUUCAGUCACUUGUUUGCUUAAUUAGAAAUCUCGAGUAUUUCAUCGCGUUAUUCACAGUGCGAACAUAACCAUAAUGGGAAAGCCCCUGUUUUUUUGGGUGAGUUUUUAUCUAUUUAUUUAUUUUUGGGGACGAAUGCCUUGAUUUUUAUUUUUGCUAUCGUGUUUUUCUUUACUUUGCAAGACUGUGUCUGCAUGGUCCGGGCCAUGGGAAAGAGUCUGCACUCACCCUGUUAUAGCGUUGCAGUUUUCAAAUCUAAAUGACAAACAUCCUGUUGGAAAAAGGGGGAAAACCUAUAUAAGAGGGGCAAGUGCAAUGAAUUUACAGUGCAAAUAAACAAGGGAUUAAAAAAGUAUUAUUUAAACCACAAAAUUGGCUCAAACAUUAC
Messenger RNA from Corythoichthys intestinalis (scribbled pipefish), 2016 nucleotides. RefSeq names its product homeobox protein six1b. Gene Ontology annotation, molecular function: RNA polymerase II cis-regulatory region sequence-specific DNA binding; DNA-binding transcription factor activity, RNA polymerase II-specific. Bases 272 to 1126 code for a protein of 284 amino acids. Gene Ontology annotation, cellular component: nucleus; transcription regulator complex. Lineage: Eukaryota; Metazoa; Chordata; Actinopteri; Syngnathiformes; Syngnathidae. The transcript is spliced from 2 exons. Gene Ontology annotation, biological process: skeletal muscle fiber development; regulation of transcription by RNA polymerase II; regulation of skeletal muscle cell proliferation. The record is from RefSeq and is a predicted model, not a curated record.